GUUUGCGGGAAAUACGAAGAUAAAAGAAUUAUUCCAAAAUACCAGCAGUAGUCUGGUCUCGUUUGUAAACACUUCUAGAUCUAGAUCUACAUACAGUAUCAUCAGUAUGAUACAGUACAACAGAUUUACACUCUAGAAUACUCUAUAUCUAGUCUAGAUCUGUACAGAUUAUCAGAGGCUGAGAUUGUUCUAGAUCUAGAGCCUACACAGGACUAGAUCUAUCUAGAUCCAUCUACAUCAACUCAUCAUCUACUAUCUAGCUAGAUUUACUUUUACAGUACAGUAUAAGUAUUUUACAGGGUUACUGAGCCGUGAGGGCGAGGAAAGUCCUAUUGUGUUGCUGUGUAUUAAGUUGGUGCAGGGUUAAGUGCCAUGGAUACCAACCAAGUAUUGGCAUUGCAGAAUGCACUUCCUUCAUCAACAGAUUUAAAAAUGGAAGCACAGAACUUAAAUGUGUACCAUGUAGAAGUUUUACAAAGUCCUUGCAGUACAGUGCGAAGGAUCCAAAUCAAAGAAAAAGUUUUAGAUUUGCUUUAUGCUAAAAAGUCAGCCUUUGGGGAUUUAAUGAUUCAAGAAUUUGAAGAUCCAUUUUUAGCUCAAAAUGUCCAGUAUGUUGCUCUGUAUGAUAUUGAUUUGCCAGGAAUUGAAAAGAAAGUGAUAGAUCUCUGCACAGCUUCCCUCUUUGUACAUAUAUUUCAAUUGAAUACAGAUGGGGCUGGAACUGAGGAGCUAGAUGAAGAGAACUUAUCAGCUGCAAGUCAUUGGCUACUGCCAUCAUUUGACUUUCAUGGACUGUGGGAUACACUUGUCUAUGAUGAUGUAAUCAAAUCAAGGCUGCUGAACUAUGCCAGCACAACUCUCAUGUUCUCAGACAAAGCUGUUGACAGCAAUAUCAUUUCCUGGAACAAGGUAGUUUUACUUCAUGGUCCUCCUGGUACAGGUAAAACAUCUUUGUGUAAAGCUCUAGCCCAGAAACUGAGCAUCCGGUUUUCAGAUCGUUAUACGCAUGGUCAAUUAGUGGAGAUAAAUAGUCACAGUCUUUUCUCAAAAUGGUUUUCUGAGAGUGGUAAAUUGGUUAUGAAGAUGUUUCAGAAGAUACAAGAGUUAAUGGACGAUCCUCACGCAUUAGUCUGUGUCCUAAUUGAUGAGGUGGAAAGUUUGACAGCUGCUAGAAAAAGUUCAAUGAAUGGUGUUGAGCCAUCUGAUGCUAUCAGAGUGGUGAAUGCUCUGCUAACCCAGUUAGAUCAGAUCAAAAAGUACCCUAACGUUUUGAUUCUAACAACUUCUAACAUCACUGGGGCCAUAGACUUGGCUUUUGUUGACAGAGCAGAUAUAAAACAAUAUAUAGGCCCACCUUCAGUACGAGCCAUCUAUACUAUUUAUUUAUCUUGCAUUAAAGAAUUAAUGAAGUGUGGUAUAAUAAGCCCAACUCAGCCACUGAUGGAUAUACGAGGACUUGAAGCUACCAGGUUUAUUGAGAAUGGAGCAACAUAUCACAGUUUGUAUUUAUAUAAAAUAGCCAGUAAGAGUCUUGGACUGAGUGGAAGAUCACUAAGAAAGCUUCCAUUUCUGGCUCAUGCUCUGUAUUUGCAGGGCAGUCCUGUGGCUCUAGAGAGCUAUUUUGAGGCCAUGUCACAGACAGUGGAUAGACAGUUUCAAGAAAAUGAAGAUUUAACAAAAAUAUAGUCUAAUAUUUAAUGUGAUGUUUUAGAAAGUUACCUUAGAAUUAAAAUGUUACACAAUUGUAUAGAAUGAAAAGUGUGUAAAUAUAUUAAUCUUUUAUCAUUUUCAUCUACUCUUGAUACAUAAAGAAAUCAAUGUCUUAAGAGACAAUGAAUGUUAUGUGUGUUGUUUUUUUUAAAACUGUUUUUAAAAUAACUUAUGUUACAAAUUUAAAUGAAGCCUAAUAAAAUGAAUGCAUAGAAAUAAACAUUUUAUUUCUUUAAAUUCACAGAAUGAAAAAAAUCAAAUGAUUUUUCAGUAAAAUACUAACAGCAAAUAUCUACUAAAAUAUAUGACUUGUCAUUUCCUAUUUUUCUUGAUUAAAGCUUUUCACAGACUCAUGGAUUCACAUUUUGUUUGGCAAUUUUAAACUGAUGGCAAAGACAAGUCUUACAUUCACAGUGUUCCCUUAUUUAAAUGUUAAAAAAGUGAGUUCAUUGAAAUCUCUAUAGUAUUUGAUAAUGAAAACUUUGAAAUAUUCAUGCCUUUAAACAAUUUCUGACAAGACCUUUUAAUCAAAUGAACACUAGAUUAUAUCAGUAAAUGUAUUUGUUUAAAAAACAAGUGUACAACAUUUAGCAUAGACUUUCACAGAAUAAUGAGCUGAAUUGUACAAAAAUGAAAUAUGAUGAAUUUACACAUCAAUUGGUUAAAAAAAAAAAAAAGAA
Biomphalaria glabrata is the source of this 2390-nucleotide messenger RNA. Its product is annotated as pachytene checkpoint protein 2 homolog. Bases 373 to 1686 code for a protein of 437 amino acids. Gene Ontology annotation, biological process: meiotic recombination checkpoint signaling; reciprocal meiotic recombination. Gene Ontology annotation, molecular function: ATP binding; ATP hydrolysis activity. The record is from RefSeq and is a predicted model, not a curated record. NCBI's taxonomy places the organism in Eukaryota, Metazoa, Mollusca, Gastropoda, Planorbidae. The transcript has 12 exons. Gene Ontology annotation, cellular component: nucleus; chromosome.